Acomys russatus (golden spiny mouse) is the source of this 1387-nucleotide messenger RNA. It is a transcript of the gene Pafah1b2, whose product is annotated as platelet activating factor acetylhydrolase 1b catalytic subunit 2. The coding region runs from base 176 to 865 and encodes 229 amino acids. The transcript has 6 exons. The record is from RefSeq and is a predicted model, not a curated record. NCBI's taxonomy places the organism in Eukaryota, Metazoa, Chordata, Mammalia, Rodentia, Muridae.
CCACUUGCCUGAGUGGCAGGGGGACCGGAAGUGGAGGCGCUUCUGGUUGGUGCUGGGGCCCGAGGAGGGGACGCGCGCCGGAACGGGGCCGUCAGGACCAAGCAAGCGACAGACGCGCAACCCGCCGCCGCCGCCGCCGCUGGGGGCCCGCACGGACCCUCUGCCUCUGUAUAGAAUGAGCCAAGGAGACUCGAACCCAGCAGCUAUUCCACAUGCAGCGGAAGAUAUUCAAGGAGAUGACAGGUGGAUGUCUCAGCAUAACAGGUUUGUUCUGGACUGUAAAGACAAAGAGCCGGAUGUGCUGUUUGUGGGAGACUCCAUGGUACAGUUAAUGCAGCAGUAUGAGAUAUGGCGAGAGCUAUUUUCCCCACUUCAUGCACUUAAUUUUGGAAUUGGGGGAGACACAACACGACAUGUUCUAUGGAGACUAAAGAACGGAGAGCUGGAGAACAUUAAGCCUAAGGUCAUUGUUGUCUGGGUAGGAACAAACAACCAUGAAAAUACAGCAGAAGAAGUAGCAGGUGGGAUCGAGGCUAUUGUUCGUCUUAUAAACACAAGGCAGCCACAGGCCAAGGUCAUUGUGCUGGGACUGUUACCUCGAGGUGAGAAGCCCAACCCUUUAAGACAAAAGAAUGCCAAGGUGAACCAGCUUCUCAAGGUCUCCCUGCCGAGGCUUGCCAACGUGCAGCUCCUAGAUAUAGACGGGGGCUUCGUGCACUCAGAUGGUGCCAUCUCCUGCCACGACAUGUUUGAUUACCUUCAUCUCACAGGAGGGGGCUAUGCAAAAAUCUGCAAACCCCUCCAUGAACUGAUCAUGCAGUUGCUGGAGGAAACACCAGAGGAGAAGCAAACCACCAUCGCUUGACUGGCCCCAUCAGUGUUAACAGCAUCCCAGCUUCCUCAGAUCAGUUAGACCACUGGCACUACAGAAUCCUUUCUUAAGGCACUUUGCAUUGUACAAUGUUCCUGGAUGCUCGUAUGUUUGAAGGGGAGGAGGGGCUUAAACUGGCUCUGUAUAUAAAGGCGUGUUGACACAGGAGAAAAAUUAGCCAAGGAAAAUUCAUUUGAAACCAGAAAGGGACUUUUUAGUUGUAUAUGACACAUUUGUUGAAUUAUUACUGUUUUUCCUAGGACAACAUCAAGCACGAGUAUAAUGUGAAGAUUCUUUUCUUGGCCCUGUUUUCUAUGGAUUAUGUCAUAUGUGAUAAUUAUCACAUCUGUUUGGCUUUAAACUUAUUUUGGUCCAGUUUUAAGGUUCAUGAGUUAGUGUGUUGUGUUGUUUUGUUUGAUUCAUGUAUCUUCAAGUGUUUUUAUUAACAUACAGCGUCAGAUUAAACAUGCUUGUCACUCAAACAUGAGAGAGGCUACAGGUAAAGUGAAUUUGUUC